CCCAGUCACCAAUGCCACCGUCUGUUGGAGUGUCAACGGUUUCUCCCAUGUCACGGCACGACACUGAAGCUGGAAUGUCGCCUGAACCUUCGCUACGCUCCGAUUGUUCGCCACUCGUGCUGAGGGCUCCCAGCCUUCUCUCCGUGAAGCCAUCAGCUAGCCCUGCAAGUAAUUUAACAGACUCACCAGUUGUGGUGAAGUCUGAGUUUCCUGAUGACCAGGGGAAGGGUUCCAGCUUGUUUCCAACUCCAGCGGAGAUGAAUGGCCCCACAUUGUCGUCAAUGCCAUCCUCGUCAUCGGGCUACAGCACCUUUCUGGCCAGCAGUCAAGAAGGAUCUAACAGUUCUUCUCACCAGCAACCCAGUCUUCGCAGUCUGCUUACUUCACAGCAACAGCAGCAACUGCAGCACCAGCUUCCGCAACAGCAGCAACUGCAACACCAGCUACCGCAACAGCAGCAAGUUGAAUCGCAAGCUCGGAUACUCCAGGACCAAAUGCUGCAGUUGCAACAGCGUGAGCUGCAGCAGCAGCAGGAGCAGGAACUUCAGCGAGCAAUGCAGCAGCAGCAGCAGCGACAGCACCAAAUAGAAAAGCUGCAGUAUAGCAAUGGGGUUGGCGUCACGGACGAAGACUUGAAGCAGCUACAGUCACAACUUGGCCUGGGGACUGCUACUGCUCAAUGCAGUGGGUUGCACCCGUCUCUACAACAACCAGAAGCUUUGGGCAAUGUGUCUCUACCGUUGGACUUUGGUGUGAGCUCUGCAUCGGCACCCACAUCGCAUGGUGUUCCGUCUAGCGCUGGACAGACUUCAGUGACAUCAGAUCACAUGACCGGACCUAAUGAACAACAGCUGGCAUCAGAACUGUAUUCCUUACUCGACCCAGCCAAUGUGGCCAAUAUCAUGGAGAGGUCGCGCAAUGCUGAAGCUGUUCUCAAUACAUCUAUGCAGGCUGACGCCCAGCCAACAUCACGCCAGCUGCUAGGUGGUAACUCGCGGACAGGAGAGAUGGAUAUGUACAUAAGACAGCAGCUGGCGGCACAGAGGCAGCAGCUGCAGUCCGAAUACUUGCAGCCAGGUGUGAACUCACAAAGUCACGCUCAUCUCCGUCAACCCGAGAGAAUAAGCCAGGACCACCGAACGGAGCAACUCGAACGGGCAGAACAACUUCUACAGCUACUCCAGUCACCUUCUAGCGAGCACCAAGUCCAUUCGCACUCCGCUGAACAACGACAACAACAACAACAACAACAACAACAACAACAACAAGAACAACAACAACAACACCAACAGCAGCAGCAGCAGCAGCAGCAGCAACAGCAGCAGCAGCAGCAACAGCAGCAGCAGCAAUGGGAACAACAGCAGUACAAUUUGUUGCUAAGUUCCGUUGGAGCAAGUGGUCACGCUUUUCCAUCUCCGACUGCAACUGCAGCAGGCGCACGACCAGACGCGUAUCUGGCUUCGGCGUUCAAUAAUCAUCUAGCGACGAGGCACAGAGGUGGCUUUGCCGCCGCUUUACCUCGUGCUGGGACUGGUCAAGACCUGGGUGUGGGCAUGGCGGGAUUGCAGACGGACAUUGCAUCAACCCCUUUCCAGCAUCACGGGCAUGUUCAUGAAGCUCCUCUUGGACUGAGCGACAUUGAAGUUGAGCGGCUGGGUGCAGAGGCACUGCAAGGACAUGAGACGUGGAGCAGCACUGCUCCUAACACUGGCAUGCUACACAUCGCCAAUCCGGGACAACCUAGCCUCUCUGACCUUGGCAUGAUGCAGCAGCAGCAGCAACACACUACUAAUCCAAUAGUGCAUGCAGGUCAACAAGUUCAUGAUAAUCAACUACUGCCACAACAUCUGCAACUUGGUCAAAUAGCACAUAAUGCUGCGCUUGCAAAUCCUGUGUAUGAUCCGCAGUUACUGCACUCAACAAACAACAUACAGUAUGAGUCACUCCAGCAGCAGCUAGCGGCUACCAGUCCCAGCGGCCAGGGCUUGGGAGCAAGUAAGGCUGCAAUGUUCCAGUCUCCCGGCACCAAGACAUAGCUCACGGGACAGUCUAGACAAUGAUGUUGCGAAUUUCCGCCUUGUUCUAGUCGUUUGUCCAGUACCGGACUUCCCCGGUGUUCGUCUAGCUCUGGACUCCCCAAACGUUGGUCCAGCUCUAGACUCCCCGAACGUUGGUCCAGCUCUGGACUCCCCAAACGUUGGUCCAGCUCCGGACUCCCCAAAUUUUGAUCCAGCUUUGGACUUCCCAAAUACUUCGUCUAUCUCUGAAUGCUCUAUCUAAUCCUGUCACUAGGUCGUCUAGUGACUUAGAAAUGACUGGUCAGUGUAGAAAGUAUUUGAUUAAUUCUUCUUUUCAUCGGCUGCCGUAGCCUUUGUCGUCGUCAUCGGCGUCGACUUUGUACAUUUGGAUCAUCGUUGUUGAUUUGACGUCACUGUCGCAGUCGUCUUCGUUGAUGUAAUUUUCGUCGUUCUUUCCAUUCUAGUUGGAGUUGAUUUUUACGGCCAGAGCCGAUUGAUGCUUGAUGAGACACUCUGCUACGCAGAACUGAGUUUCGUUGUACGAGAGUAUUUCUUCCUCUAUUUUCAUUUCUUUGAUGUCCAUAGUGAUAUUGGUACUAUCUCCGUUCAAUGUUUAUGGCUGGCUUAGUACGCAGCAGCAGCAGCAGCAGCAGACAGCGCUAUCCCCCCCUCUCCCAAGUGAUAAUCCUUACCCACUAGUACAGAAACUGAGAUAUUAACCGACCGGAAAGCGAAUUUCUCAUCACUAUCUACCUUAUCUCCUGCGCCUACUCGAUGAUUACCCACUGGGCAAACUAUACCAUCAUCGUGUUGGCUCUAAGAUUGAAGACCCGCCGCCAUUACUAUCUCCCACUCAGUGGAUUUGAAGCUGCAAAAAAAUAUACCUUGCUAUCGAUCGAGAGCAAUAUUUCUCCUGCUCUAUUCCUGGCGCAUGCUCUGCAGUGAGUGCUUGCUUUCAAACAAAUCCUUACACUAUCUUUCAUCUCGGCUUUUUGUCAGUAUACUGAUGAUUACUAACAGCUGCAACUAUCGCACUACAGUCAACUAUUUUCCUUGCUCCAGCUGUGCAGCUUGAAUUCACAAUCAAUAGGAGUUGGAUCCAAUUUUCUAGGAAGAUCACUGUUCUGCAUUUAAAUCAUCCACGCACCAUCGCAGCUGCACCAUUUUGUUUUGUAUACUGUCUCUCAGCUCAUCACUUCACGCUGCCUUCUAAUUCUUCAUUGACUUUGCACGCAAUUGAAAGAUUGAAAAUCUA
This is a messenger RNA of Sycon ciliatum, 3273 nucleotides long. Its product is annotated as transcription factor SPT20 homolog. Gene Ontology annotation, cellular component: mRNA cleavage and polyadenylation specificity factor complex. The transcript is spliced from 5 exons. NCBI's taxonomy places the organism in Eukaryota, Metazoa, Porifera, Calcarea, Leucosolenida, Sycettidae. The record is from RefSeq and is a predicted model, not a curated record. The coding region runs from base 12 to 2036 and encodes 674 amino acids.